CGGGAAACGUACAUGCAACUACAGGGAAAAGUCUCGUUUACAAAAAUCUUUAAUACGAUUUAAAUAAUCAUUGCACAUUCGGUAUGCAAUAUACGUUCACCAAAUACCCUGCUGCGCUAUUCUUUGCACACUUAAAGUAAACGAAGCAAUUUUAUAUAGAUAAUAUCUCUUAAUUCAAAACAACAAAUCACAUGCACGCAAUUUUAUAUAUCACUGUAUUCAGAGUCUUCUUUAAAUGGGUAUGGAAUCGCUGUCAUGGCAAGCUCAAGACACUGGCAAAUCAUUCUUAUUCAGAUCCUCUUCACUAAUCUUCAUUUAACAAUUCAAAACACUGAUCAAUAUGACAAGGUAACACUAUAUCAAUAUAUACGAUUCAACUUUACGUUCUCGUUCAUAUCUCGCUCCACGACACUUCAAAGCUAUAUAUUAAAAUGUAUAACAUUGUAAUAAUCUCUGUGCAUUUCGACUCUGCACUGUGUUCAUUCAAUUUUUAUCUAUUAACUAUAAUUGUAUAUUCUGUUCGACUGAUAUUUGAGUAUGAUGAUAGUUUAUAUACAGCUUUGUAACAUGCCUUACUCGAUAUUCGUAUACACUUUAUUUAGAAGCAGUAGGCUAUAUAGCACUAGAACAGUAUAGCUAGCGGAAGAAGUAGUUGUAGUUGUGGCAACAUUUUCACUAUAGUUAUCUAAGUUCGUAAUCUUGCUGUCACUUUCGACUAAAAGCUAACCUCCAGUCCGCAUUGAGACUUAUAUUGAAUGCAUUCUUAAGAACUUAUUAUUAAUAUUAUUAUUAUUAUAUUUGUUCUAAUGCCAAUAUCAGAGAUAAUUUGAUGAUCGUUCGAUCGGUGUGUGCAUGCAGCUGUGGGUGGCUAUAACGUCUAUAACAAUUCGUCUGCGUAGCUAUAACGACAUUAUACAUAUAGGCCCCUUAUAUAGUCCUUAUAUAUACAAACAUAACUUAGGUUAAGUUAUCAAUCAAUUAUAGCCCUUGAGAGAACAUCCUUCAGAUCCCCCUACUUCAACAGAAUCAUGCUCCCCUGGAAUGACCUAUACCCUCUGACAUCAAGUCACCAUCCUCCUUACAGUAUUUGAAGCCAAUUGAAACUUUUAUGAAAAUUACCUCAAUGAACUAAAGUCGGUCUUUGACAUUGACCACCCCGAAGAUAUUGGAAGACGUUUUGUGUGAAAUUCCGGUCAAACAAUAUCAAUUGUUUUUCGUAAUUUGUCUCAAGUUAUCACUUGUGCGUAUUAGUUGUUGUUCUUGAGUAACUUUUGUUGUGCGUGUAUGGUAUGUGUUAUGUCCGGCUUUAUUUUGUCUUGUUAUAUCCUUAGUGUUAAAGGGAUCGACUUAAUACGAGAUGUCAGUCUUGUUAUUUUAUUUCUUCAAUCAUUGUCUUUACAGUGUGUCUUUUCAGUUCUUUUCAGUGUAGUAUGAUUGUUAAGCCAAUAAAAAAUGUAUUCCAGUGGAACAAAAAAUGAAACACUUACAUGCAUGCACAUAAAAAACGCACAAUUUGUAACAAACCUGCAAGAGACUUGUACCAAUGCUGUCUCAACGACAACAUUGGGAUGUGUUCGCACUGUUUGUUCCCAGCUGGUUGACACAUUGUUAACGGCUUGUAGACAAUUCGCUAAAAUGUUGUUGAUCUAACAGACUUGUUACAAGUUCGGUUCCAACAACUUGUUAUCGUUCUGUAAUUCAACAAAUUGUUAACAAGUUGUGAUUAACAACAUUGUCUCAACUUGAUAAGAUGACAACAUUUUUACAUCUUGCUUGACAAGUUUAAUUGCUACAAGUAUAACUGAACGCAUGUUGCAUGCACAUCUUGUCAAGGGUGGGUUGACUACAAAAUUUUUGUAGUUCGCUAUAACUACAGCUACUUCAAAAAUAUGUAGUCAGCUACAACUAGUGCUACUUUUGAACAAAGGUAGUUCGCUACUGACUACAGCUACAGCUUAAAAAAUGUAGGCGGUAAGCGAACUAUUUCGCUAUUUCGCUACGCUAUAUUUUUUAGUUUUACUGUAUUUGGAGCAUCUAUACUAACUCAGACUGUAAUGUAACCUAUAACAAAUCGACUUACGACUGUUACGAGUAGCAACAGUAAACACAAAGCAACAUUAUUGUAAUCACUAGAGUGUUCAGGAGUGCAAUUGACUAUUUGAGUAUCCGAUUUUAAGCAAACCGUGUCUCAAUAUCAUGCUAUUCUGUCAAGUUGUUAACACUUUUUAAAAGUAGCGAAUAGCGAUUUGCUGUUUGAAAAGUAGUCAACUACUUGGCUACUUUUAGGCAAAAUGUAGUUCGCUAUAACUACAGCUACUGUUUUACAAAAGUUGUCAAAAACUACUGGCUACUUUAAAAUUGUAGUUCGCUACAGUAGCGAACUACUGUACAACUACUUCGCUACUACCCACCCUUGCAUCUUGUCCACAAGUUGUGAAAUUUUUACCGGCGUUGAUUGUGAGCUUGCAGCAUUCAAAUGGGAGGCUAUUGCCUUACGCGCAUUAUAGGUACCAAUAAAUCAUGCCAUGGAUGGCAAAACUGUUCAAAAUUCUAUUUUUAAUUUAUUAUUUUGAACUUAUACUAAAAUGGAAUAAGGUGUUCACAAAUCCAGUAAACAUAUUUUGCCAGUUUACGUGUUUAAUAUUUUUUUAGUAUAAUUGAUCGCCCAGCGUCGACGCGCUAAAAGUGGAACAUGUUACAGUUUCAUUAUAAUAGAUUGCAAAAGAUUAUAAAUUAUGGAUGAACCAAAGACUGAAAACCAUAUAUUUAUUUGUCGCCGUGCUAAUUUGGUUGUAGGUUUAUUUGUGCAUGCAUGCUUACAGGUGAAGUUAUGUCGCCAUGCAUAAAGUCCAAGAUGAGUUAAAGCCACUUUAAUUAAAUAGUUUCAAUCUGCACAAACUCAUAUUAAACAUAUCUUUACGAUGAAUUUGCGAAUAAAUUUGCUGUUAAAAUUCAAAGCCAAAUGGCAAAAGAAAUGAAAUCCUGGAAAUGACAGCAGUUCUAAAUUCUACUGAUAAAUUCAUGUUGCAUGCCUCAUAAUUAUUAACCCCAAUUUGCAACCUCACUAAAGUCCUUGAUUGAGCAGAACUCGUUUUUUGGCUUUGCGUCAUUUCAACGUCUAUACGUUGCUUUGCAUUUCUCGAGAUCUAAGAGGGACUAAGAGGUAAUGCAGAUUACAAAGGUUCUUUUCAUAAAUUUUAAUUGCCGUAUAAUUGCAACCCUACUGUAGACAUUCUGGCAUUCAAAUGCCCCCUUGCAGCGAAUAUAAUACAAACAAAUAAUGCGUUACUGGCACUCCUUCGGCUACGCCCAUCGGUUUAUAUUCAUGCCAAUCAUGAAAAUGCACAUAAUUUAUAUUAAUAGUUUUGAGUGCACUUUAGACAAGUGACUUUUUCAAGGACGAUCAAGUUUGAGUUCUUUAAAAAAAUUGCUCUUAGCAAUGCCAAUGGCCAAUCAGAAUUGUGUAAUUUUCCAAGUAGGCUAUACUAUAUUAUACUGGUAUAGAUCUGGUAAUAGCAUUUUUCAAGGUUGCUUUUAGGUUCAAGUUUUGAAUACCUUCAAGACCGAAUCUGAUAAAAAAAACAAUAGUUAAUAGCAAAAUGGCAAGUGGAAUUUCAUAAAAUUUCACACAACACUAUUAUCGCUAGCAUGCAUAUGCGAUAGCUCAAUUGGCAGAGCGUCAGCCUGGUUCGCUAAUUAUGCGAGUUCAACUCUCAUUUGAGACUACUCUAUAGACAACGCAGUGUUGUAGGAUUUGAAUAUGAAUAUAUUAUACCAUGAAUAUAUUAUACCAUGGCACAUGCAGAUAUGGCUUUGUAACUCCAAUAAUAGCUUCAGUUGACAUUCCACCAAGUCUAAUUAAAGCAUUAUGAUCUUGCAAAUACAAGUACCACAUGAUGGGUCAAACGACUGCAUGUCUGUAUCAUCAAAACGUAUGUUGGGAAAUAAAAGCCAAGCGAUUCAAAAUUGUUUUAGUAAGAAGCUUCAAUUAACUCAGAACAGUCUGUGCCAUUGUAUAGUCUCCUUAUAUUUUUCAGGUAAUUGCAUUCCUACCGACGAAACUAGCUUGCAAUAGUAAAGUGAAACUAGCUUGUAAAGUGUAUAAAUUAAAGAUAGACUUUAGAUAUACUUUCUCCUAAAUAUGGCACAGCAGUAGACGCUUGCAGGAUUCUCAGAGUUGAGCAUAAUCUCCGAAAUUAUACAUUUAUGUCUAUAGUAAGCAUGUCUAUAGUAAGCAUGAAUUAGGGUUAAGGUUUUUUUACGUUUCGUGCUAUAGCAGACAUAAAUUAGACUACAAUUAGCUAUAACCAAGAUUCCGACCUUGAAUGACAAUAACUUUUUUUCAUUGAAAGCAGUCAAUAUAGUUUUCUUCUUUUUUAUUUAAAUCUUCAAGAAACAUUAGACGGGCACCACUACAACUUGACACAUAUCCUAUACUGGAUACUUUUUAAGUGGCUUGCAAUCGACAACCAAACAGUCAUAUUACGAUAUUAUUUUUACCAAAAAUGUCAAGAGUGGUUAAUGGCACUUGAGCGACCCCCUCACAAGUAAUAACUGCACUUUCGCCACGCCCAUUAUGUUUGACAUUCUAAGUUCAUCUUAUCUUAUCUUAUCUUCAUACAGCUGAUUACAGUGUAUACGUAUAAGAUUUACACUAAUUACUCGCUGGGGCACGUACCUGUGCCUUGGCGAAUAUAGGUUUCGGCACGCAUUUUUAGUGGAUUUCUAGCCUCAAAAUACAAUAUUAAUGAGCUGCCAAUUUUUACCCAAAUUAUCCACAAGGCUCCUGCCAAAUUUUACCCAAAUUAUCCGUAUGUAACCCUAAGUUUUAAGAAAAAUUCAAGAAGUUUACUAAAAAAGCCAAAGCUGUUGUUUAUUUUAACCAGCAUGAAUAUGCUUACGUUCUGUUAAAACUGCUUUUUUACGGCAUUGAGGAUUCAAUAAACAAAAAGAAAGAAGUUAAUUGGAGUGGUAUUUCAUUAAAAUGCCAAAUAUUAGGCGGUCAAAAUGACAUCUGAUAUAGCCCGACAAAGACAGAAAUACAAAGACAGCGAUGCACAGGAACAAUUGUAUGAAAUAUAAACUCGUUAUAAACUGGAACGGUCUGUGCUAGCGUAGGUAUAGUGGCAAUAACACCAGAAAGCUGCGGAGUGAGAGAGAUGCAACAACCUGAAAAAUACAAGUAAAGCUUUGACGUUUCGUGCGAAGUCCUUCGUCGUGAGAGGGCAUUGUGCUAAACGUAUCUGCUAAGUGCUAACUAUGCUUUUAUAAGAACAGAGUAAAGACCAGGCACAGUACUAAAAUGCGGUGUUUUGCAAACAAAACUUUUUUGCGUUUCCGCCGCCUACAAGCUGUGCUACAAGUAAAGGCUAUAUUUAGUACGCUACAAUACAUUCCUCCUGUCGGCCGGCAUGCAUUUGUUCCGUACACUACGGUUAAAACUUUUAAUCAUUUCUAAAUUUCAGACAGCAACCAGAAACGACGUUUUGGACCCAUAUUGAUCGCUUACUCUCAAGAUAAAAAAUUAGCGCCACCCCUCUCUUGACGUAACAUGCAUACUGUAUCCUUAAUAAUCCAAGAUGGCGGCGAACAGCUCACUAUUUCAGUCCAAAUAUAUUUUAAACUAAGCAAGAUAUAAACAAUCUGUAAUAGAUUUAAUAUAUCGUUUUAAGAGUUCUUUCACAUGAAAUGAACUAUUUUUUAUCAUUUAUUAUUCAGCGUUUUUAUCACACAGAACCCCAAAAUUCCUCGCUUGGCAAUUCGACUGGGAAUUAGGCAUUAUUUUUGCAGGUUAGGUUGCCAACCCUAACCUGCAAACGGGCAUGUCCUGGGUACGGGAUUGCUUGAGCAUAAGCUUCAUAUUAUAUUAUAUAACAACGUUAAGAGUUCAAGGGCUUUCAUUGGUCGAGAGCCAUGAUCUAUUAGAGUACAGAUGCACGGAUUAUGUCACACAAAAAUUUGUUCUGUGCAACCAAUCACAACAUAUAGCAGUAACUUAAGGUAGCCAACAACAUUCCCUUAUUUGUAUAGAUCAUGUACGCGUGAUAUUUGUAAAAUUUCAACGUUUUCAAAUUUCAAAAUGUUUGGGUGGGAAAAAGGUAAGCUAUUUACCUGUUUAAUUCGGGGUUUCUUUUUAUUAUAUAAGACAAAUAGAUAAUAAUUAUUUUGUUCAGUUAUAGAUACACAGUAUGACAUCAUGUAGGAAGAGCAAAAAAGUAAGCCACUCGGCCCACUCGCUCGUGAGCCACUUUUUUGUUCUUCCCACGUUAUGACGUCAUACAGUGCAUCUAUAACUGAACAGACGACGGCAAAAUCUUAUAUAUUUCUUAACUACAUUCGUUAGUUAUCACUCCGCAACAAAAAACUUCGCCUGAUGACAUUCUGAUAUUGAAUAAAACCUUUUAUAAAAACUGCUAAUUUUGAUUUCGUGACAAACAGAUAGUAUAAUAUUAUGAUCAUGGGUCAUUAAACAUAACAAGGCCUUUCAUCUAGGCCGGAGCGUAAUUAUUAUCCAGACAAUUAGAAUCCCUAAGAAACCUGAACACAGUUAACAAUAUAUAAAAUUGUUGACCACUGGCCAGUUCCCCUUUUUAUAGCAAAUGCCACGUAUUUUGCGUAUAAUUUAUUUAAUGCUAUUCGUGCGCGCAAGCCUGUGCAUGUAGUCGACAAAUUAAUUUAUUUGCAGAGCAAGAAAAUCCGAUCCAGGGAUCUAGAUUGAUAAGUCUGAUACAGUUAAGUACACAGUUCGGUGCUUGGUAACCAAGCCUUCAAGUGAUCCCCAAAAAAUCUGCCUGAAGCAUUUAUGAAAAAUGUAUAAGGGGCGGACCAUUUAACUUUUGAGGGGGGUGGAAGAUUCAGUCUGCACAAGAAAUUUUUUUCCGCCCAGGCAAACAAGACAGAUAUUUUUUUCCUGUAAACGUGCAGCGCAAGAUAUUUUGUUCCCAAUAUAUUUGGCGGCAGGAUAUUUUUUUGCCUCUCAUAAUAACGGCUUACAGUAACUUAAGGCUUUCAUAUAGCUAUCAUCAGAGACGUAUAGCAGGGGUUUUCAGUCAGAGGAGGCCGAGAACUGAAUCCCAAGAGGGGCCAAGGAAUUUCACUGUGCUUUAUUUUAUAUGGUUAUGUCUUAAUGUUCCCCACACUAAAGCGUGCAAGUUUACUUACAAAGAAUGUAUAACUGCACCAAAACCUAAAAAUGUAGAAAAUGUUUUUUUGAGCGCUCUCUUUUGCAUGAUUUUUUUUUCUCGAUUGUAUGCUGCAUGAUUUUUUUUUCUUUCUCCUUGGGUUGCAGGAAUUUUUUUUCGAAAUCUUCCAACCCCCCCCCGCUCAAAAGUCAAAUGGUCCGCCCCUAAGCUAGCAAACUUCGCACGCCCACUGUUAAAUUAUGGCCGGUGAUGUGUGUCAAAAUUAAGUGAAACAUUUUGCCGGACCAUGAUCUUGUAACAUUUGGCAUGCGUGUCAAACAAUUUGGCAAUGAUUUGGCAUCAUUUGGCUAUUGGUUCUCACUAUUUUAUGGCAACUGCAAAAUAUUUGGUGACAAUCUCAAAAUAUUCAACAACAAAAACCCGUUUGACAACAAUUUAUUACUGCACUGAACUAAAAUGUUAUCAUUUGACAAUGACGUCACGUUCGGCAACAAUCGUUUCAUUUCGCAAAAACAAUCCCAAAAUGCAUUCGAGUUUGCAAAUUUAGAAACAAGAUGGCAGAUCAAUUAACAUAAUAAUAUCAACAGGACUAAGUACGAGAUUCUAUUUUAACACGCUUGGAAAUGCUUUUAAACGAUGUUACGGCAGCUAUUUCACCAGAUCCUGAACUCCAUAUAAUAAAUAGAUCAUAUUCGCGAUUGCUCUGAAACUCUUUAUCAAUGCCUUGUUGUUCUCUCUGCACAAGAUCCUAAUACGUACUAGUAUAUGACGGAUAUCUAAAUCAAGCCAGACUCUUGGUUGAUAUUAUGGAGCGCUCUGUUUUCAAUGGUGAAAAUAACGAAAGAAGAACAAGAAGAAGAAUGCGCACUGCAGGGAGACCUGAAUUUGAUAUUUCCGGAGACCAAUUGGUGUACCUUAUAGAUGGGGUUCAGGAUCUGGUGAAAUUGCUGCCGUAACAUCCAAGCGUGUUAAAAUUGAAUUUCGUACUUAAUUCGUCCUGUUGAUGUUGAUUCGCCAUUUUUUUGUUUAUGAAUUUGCAAUACAUUUUGGGAUUGUUGUUGCCAAAUGAAACGAUUGUUGCCGAACGUGAGGUCAUUGUCAAAUGAUAACAUUUUAGUUCAGUGCAGUAAUUAAUUGUUGUCAAACGAGUUUUUGUUGUUGAAUAUUUUGAUAUUGUCACCAAAUGUUUUGCAGUUGUCAUAAAAUAGUCAGAACCAAUAGCCAAAUGCUGCCAAAUUGUUUCACACGCAUGCCAAAUGUCACAAGAUCAUUGUCAAUACUUAAUUUUGACACACAUCACCCGCCAUAUUAAAUCUCUGUUUGAUUAAAUCCGGCCGCGAAAAAGACAGUUCAACUACAGCGAUGUGCAAUUUCUUAAUUUAAGCAAGGCUUUAUCUGGUACGACGACGUGACAAGGAACGUGUCGAACUUAAAUUUUACACUUUUCAUAAAAUGACAAAACUACGAACUAGCGUUCAAACACUCAUUAAUAAUUCAUAAGUUUAUUGUUAAAUCAUGUCAACCAUAAUAUGUCACGUGCAGUGGCUUUAAACCUGAUAAAACACUCCUAAUCAGUAUUCUUUAUAUAAAGAAUACUAAUAAUUAAGGCAGUAUAUCUAUUGAAUUUGUAGUCGUGUUUGAAGCCGUUUAGACUCGCAGGUCGUAUUUUAUUAUAUAGGUCUAAAGCCACUCGUAUUUAGUAGAAGCCUUAUAAAAUAGCAAGGUCGUUUGUAUAAAACUCUUCCUUUUUAAUCAUCCAUUUCGUGGACAUAGUUAAAUGGUAGUUUAACUCUACAAAAUACGUCACUCUGAUUGUCUGAUCUGUCUGACUAAUCUGACUAAAAUCGCAUGAUUUCCAAAUACUUCUUUCAUUUUAUUAUUUGUAAACCAGGCAUGCAUGGGAACACCGUUAUAUAAAUGUGUAUGAUUUUAAAACAUUCUGAGCCUGGUCAGCCCAUUUAAGACGCAUUAUAUCAUUCCGCACUUGUAACUAUAACCAAUAAUAUGGCUAAUGACGUGUUGUUCAAACGGUGUGGUAUACGGUAGAGGUUAUAAUGCCUGCAUGGCUUUGACAUACAGUAUAUAGACAUAUAUUUAGAUAUAAAGCUAUAGUCUUUGUAACUUGGGUCAAUGAACUUCCUUGUCUUUUUAUAGAAUGCAGAUGUAGAAAAGAUAACAAUUCCCGAGGGGACUCACAGAUACAACCUGACUUGUAUAGGACAAAAUAAGCUUAUCUGGAAGAAGGAUGGUCUAAAAAUUGCCUUUCCAAAAAAUAAAUAUAACUUAGGGUUUGACUUAAACGGUCUAGAAUCAUCGCAUUUAUUUCCACUUCUCUGCGUCAAGAAAUCCAAUGAAGGAUCAUAUACCUGUCAUGAUAAGAAAAAUGGUCGUCUUUUGAAAAGAAUCAAUGUUACGGUCUCACGUAUGUAUAGAAUAAUUACCGUACCAAAGUAAUUAUAGUAUACUAGGCAACACCAUGGUUUCUCGCGCAAUUUGAAAAAAAAUGCACCAGUGAGUUUUUAAAUGCUACCGAAGAACAAGUUCUAUAUGCACAAGAAAACAUGCUAUUAUAAAAUUUUUAAUAAUACACAUUGAAAAAUUGAAUAGAAUUCGAAGACCACCGAACGGACUUAAGACUUGUUGGAAACUUCUUGUUUCAUUGUUUGAAAACAUAAGUCUUAGAUAUUCGCUUCAUUGAGCACCAGAUGUUCGUCAAAAAAAGUAAACUUCCCUCAAACUCUUUCCAAUCAAAAUGUCUAAAAAUGUUUCCUUUCUGCCGUUCUUUUUCUGAAAAUUGCACCGGUUACAUGAGCCAAUCAGAAUUGAGAAUUGUUUUCAUGUAUAUAUUAUUGAGUUCGUUAUUCAUGCACCAAGAGGUGGAGAGAAACGCCAAUUAGCGGUAUGUUUCAUUUGUGGAACAAAAUAUGAUCUGCAUGAUUAAUGGGACAAAAUAACAUACAUGAGUUUUGAAUGAUUCUGAAAGGCGACCAGUAUUAGAAAUCGUACAUAUAUACUGCAUUUUGAAUCAGACAUAAUUUUUGAUAAAUGAUAAAGUCGUAAAACGUAAAUAAUUUUGUUUAAAUUAAUAUAAUAAAGAAUAUGUUUCCUCAUAGAAACUUCUUUUGUAAAAUAAAUUAAAGACUAUAGUUGAACUAAAAGACUCAGGGAAACUCUAUAACAAUAGAAUCAGCCAAAAUGUGAUCGCUGAAUGAAACAUGGCGGUUUAAUUGCUCUACGUUUUGCUUUUAUCUCUUUUUGAAAUAGAAUCAGGGAAGUAUUACCCAUGUGGAGGUUCAAGCGGAGGUAAAUAAUUUAUGUUUUAAUUCUUGAUAAAUUUACGUGAUUGUAAUUUUGUCUAUUUUAAACAGCUUAUCGUUAGGGUACAUAUUGCCUGCAUGAGUUUCGAGGCCUGCUUAGCCUAUAUUUAUUAUUUUGUUGGCAUUAUCACUCGAUUGAACAAUACUUGAAAGGUUUUGUAGAUGGAUAUAAUUAUCGAGUAUAUAUAAAUUUAUAUACAUUUUAUUAGAUCCACCAGGAACAGCUGCGAAAAAUGCAACCAAACGUCCCUGGCAGAAUUCGAACCUGCCGCCCUAUUCCAGUGCUGCACUCUAACCAACUGAGCCGGCCAGUUAUCGAGCUCUAACCACAAGUUCAUGUAUAUAUAUAUACUAGGGUACUGCCAUGUUAUGCCAAAAAAUAUUGAUGCUAUCCAUAACCUAAAAUAACAGUACCCCAGUGUAUAUGCAUGAACUUGUGGUUAGAGCUCGACCACUGGACCCUGCUGCUCAGUUGGUUGGAGCGAGAGACCCGUGCUGUUCCCGGUUGGGUUUCAAUAAAUAUGUAUAUAAAUUAGUUUAUAAUCGACAAUUUCCAUGCAUCUACAGUAUAGUCCAGAAACAGUUUGACUUAAUUGUAGUCGAAACAUCCUAAGAAAGUAACUAAAAUUAAUAGAAAAUGAUGGUUAAUCGCGUAUACAUCCAGAAAAAAUAAAUACAACUCUUAAUCGUUCUUCAUAUAUUGGGAGGAGGGGGGGGCAGGAAUCGAACAUGCGGCUUGGUCCCUGGAACAAAGCCUUACAAGGUCCCUGGCAGGAAUCGAACAUGCGGCCAUGUGAUUCCAGUGCAGCGCUCCACCCAACUGAGCAGCAGGGUCCAGUGGCCGAGCUCUAAUCACAAGUUCAUGCAUAUACGCUGGGGGUACUGUUGUUUUAGGUUAUGGAUAGAAUCAAAUUUCCGACAACCCCGAUUUGCACUCGAAAAGGCUGUUUUUAGCCCUGUUUUAGGUAGAAAUUUCUGAAAAAUCGACAUGAAUUUUCCGUGAAGGUAAGGGGCGGUCAACCACCCAACCGAAAUUUCCGCCACUGAGAAUUGGACAAUGAUUUUGUGUUACUUUUCUAAUUAUAGAUUAAUAAGUUCUUUGUAUGUUUGCAUGGCGAUAAAACAUAUAAUAGUUUUGUUUGUGGAAACACCACGUAAAUUUAUUACUGCAAAAUAAAUAAUAAAUAAUUUAUUACACUUUUGCAGUAAUAAAUUUACGUGGUGUUUCCACAAACAAAACUAUUAUAUAGAUAUAUAGAUUAAUAAUUGAUAAACUCUGGACUCAAUUAUAUUUUUUGUCGGAAUAACACGAAUUUUCACUAUAUUUUAUAUUUCAAAUAUUUCAGAUCGGCUUCAUUUUGAAGUUGGAUCUGGAUGUGUGUCACCUAUAUAUCCAUGCUGUGAAUUGGAACACGUACCAGUUGCGGCGGGGAGAAUGGAUGUGUAUUUAAAAAUGGAAAAAUGGCUUCGUGAUUCGAACAACAAAUGUGAUAUCGUGUACAGUGAACCAAACUCUUUCACUAAUCCGUAUAAUGUUAUUGUCGAUUGGGAAUUAGAUGAUACUGGUAAGCACAUUUAAAAACUGAAAUUAAAAAUUACAAUUUCGUAUACUGUUUAAAAACACGAUUUAAACAUGUAAAACCUGUUUUAUUACUGUGCAUAUACAUUUGAAAAUCUAAUUGACAUACCCUUUUUAUGCAGCAUGACAGGGACCGGAUUCAUUGUACAUUUAAGAAAGAAUAUUGCACUCAGAAGAAGAAACCUCACAGCAGUAUUAUAAAAUACCAAGACGUUUUCGAAUUAGCGACCACAAGUUAAUGAUUAAAAUAAUAUGGUCGCUACAGAAAUAUUGGCCGCGUAUUUUUGUAUAUAUUCUGGGGACUGAUUUCAAUUUAAUUUAAUUUCUUUCUCUUCUUAGGUACGUCUGGUACAUGGGGUUGGCAAAUCGAUGUUCUUGGCCUUGACGGAGAUGCAGGUUACCAAUAUUGCGUCCAUAUAAACAGCAGAGUAUGUUUAACCUUAAUUGUAUAACCGUUUAAUUUGCUUCUAUCAAAACUAUAACACCAUGAUCAAAAUGAGACCUGCCUUCCUUCUAAAUUGGCGCAAGUGUAGGUAGAGACGAUAUCCAAUUUGAAGGCCGGAUGCACAAUUACUUCAAAAAUAUUAACAGAACUGACUUUUUCGACCGAAAACCCUUCAAAACGAAGUUCUGGUUGGUUAUAUUAUAUUAUUUUGUUUUUACAUUUUUAUGAUUUAUAUUGAGGGCUGGAAAUCUUUCGAUUGCCGCAUGUUGCUUCGAAAAUAUUAAAUGCGAUCGAGGUAUAACUAAAAUGUUAUAGCCACUAUUUUUUUGGCUGGAAAUGUUGUACAGUUGUAAUUGACAAUUAAUGUGUGGAUAGGUGCGAUACUCAAUACCGGAUGUGCGUGAAUAUUGUGUAUAGCUGCUUGUUUGUUUAAUUAAGAGAAAAACUUGAAAUAGGGGGCGCGGUGAGCUUCUUGGUGAAAUGGGUUACCAUAAUGUGGAGUAACCUUAACACCACAGGUGUCUGGUUUUUUGUCUAUGUAUACCGUAUAUAAAAUGCAAUCCCUUUUUCAUAUAAAAAUGUAGCGUGUAAUAAUAUAUAUUGUAUUUGCACCGAUGAUCCAGGCCGCAUGAAUUUGAAACUGUAGCAAAAAAAUGCAUGAUGAUCGGAAAUUAUGCUCCAUAUAUAUCUAAUGCAAUGACCCAGUUUUUAAUAAAGUGAUCCAGUUCGGCAACAAUAUUUCCGUGCCUGUCAAAUUUAAAAAAUGGGCCCCAGUCAUUUUUUGGGUGAAACAUUUCCGCGCAUGCAAAGGGCAAGAUAUUUGUUUUUUUAAUUUGGGCAAAGUACCGAAAUUUGGUAUGAAAAAUUGAGGUAAAGUCGCUGGAAAGCAAUUACAACGUACUCGUCUGGAAAAAUGUUUUCCCUAAAAAGUUGUCGACGGGGGUUGUUGUCCGAAAAAAAAUUUGAAAUAGGGGCCCCUAAAAAAAUUUGCCCCAGACCCUCGGCGGCGCUGCUGCCAUGCGUGUGCACAUGGUUUUUGCUUGGAAUUUCGAGGGCGCUGAGACAAUAAUCUAUCGUAUGCGAUAUAACUAUCACUGAAGCCGUGUUUAUACUAGCCUACGGUGUAGACCCCAGCAGAAACACGUUUCGUGAGGGGUCUACGAAUAAACGAAGAAAAGCUUGCCCGGCUUACGUCAUAUCCGUUUUUCGUUUUGGGCAAAUUAACUUCAAUUUAUUCAAAUUUAUGACGUGCGCGCGCUUUAUAUUAAAAUGUUUCAUGGACCAUGGUGGGCUUUGCGCAAUACAAAUGUGUUCUUUGCUUCAAAGUCCCAUCGAAUAAAAGCGAUAUUAAUUUCUUGGACAGCAAGAAGAACAUACGUAAGGAGUUAGACGACCUUUCCUGUCUUUCCUUCUCCAUUUUACUGUACCUGCAAAUAGCAUUUGUAAAGCCUGUUUGGCGUUGGUAAACAAACGGAGAAGCUUCAAAGAACGGUUAUGGGUUAUCUGAACUGAACAAUACGAUAACCAACGCGCACAAAACAGCGUUAAACGCUAUUGGUAUUAUGGUAUACCGCUCAAAGUAAAGCGAAAUUUCGUGAGGAAACUGGGAUUCGAGCCGACCUUGCGAUAAAACUUUUACGCCGGCUACAUUUAGCGUGAAAUCGACAUUGUUUUCGACUGCAGAAAUUGGAUGCCUUGACAAGCUUCAACAGCCUAACAGGUUUGUAUGAAUGACAAGAACUUUUUAGUCCGUUCGGACAUGUGUUUAAUAGUUGGGUAUAUGCAUAUAGUCAGGGUAUAUUUUAACACGAUUUGUUGUAAGUGCAUGUUUACUUCAAAAAAUUCUUGUCAUUCGUACAAACCUGUUAGACUGUUGAAGCUUGUCAAGACAUACAAUUUCUGCAGUCGAAGACAACGUUGAUUUCACGCUAAAUGUAGCGGGCAUAAACGUUUUAUCGCAAGUCGGCUCGAAUCCCAGUUUCCCACGACAUUUCGCUUUACUUUAAGCGGUAUACCAAUAGCGUUUAAUGGUGUUUCGUGGACGUUCGUUAUCGUAUUGUCUAGUUCACAUAACCGUUCUUUGAAGCUUCUCCGUUUGUUUACCAACGCCAAGCAGGCUUUACAAAUACUAUUUACAGGUAAAAUGGAGAAGGAAAGGUCGUCUAACUUAUCCUUACGUAUAUUCUCCUUGCUGUCCAAGAAAUUAAUAUCGCUUUCAUUCGACGGGACGUUGAAGCAAAGACGGCAUUUCUAUUGCACAAAGCCCACCAUGAAACAUUUUAAUAUAAAGCGCACACACGUCAUAAAUUUGAAUAAAUUUAAAUUAAUUUACCCAAAACGCAAAACGGAUAUGACGUAGGCCGGGCAAGCUUUUCUUCGUUUAUUCGUAGACCCCUCACGAAACGUGUUUCUGCUGGGGUCUACACCGUAGGCUAUGUUUAUACUAAGGGACUGACAUUUACAUGGCCAGGCUAUAGGUACUUCCCGGACACAUUUGUUACCUAACCAAAGACCCAAGUCCCAUUGAAUAAUUGGCCAUUACAUACAUGCAAAAUGAAUUACUGUAGAAACUAAGUAGAGAAUGACAUCCGCUGAGUGCUGACAUUAAAGACUCGAAUUUACGUUUGUUGUCAUGGAAAUUAGCCCCGGGCACGUCUAGGGUCACUAAAAUGUGUUUAUACUGCAGGCGACCCUAGAGUUACCUAGGAAUGACCUAAGACCAUGUUUUCAGGCCACGUCUAAAUGCUUGGCCUAAAAACAAGGUGUUAGUUCGGUCCUAUAUGCAGGUCAGUCCUAGUUCGGUCCUAUAGGUCAGUCUUAGGUCAGUUCUAGGUCGGUCCUAGGUAAGUUAUAUUUAAGAAAUAGAAAACGUUUUCCGUGUUUCUAUAGAGUUAUAGAAACACGCGUGAAACUUUUGGAGAAACGAGGAAUUGCGUGGGAACACGAGCACGAAGUGCGAGUGUUUCCACGCAAUUUCGAGUUUCUCCCAAACUUUUACGAGUGUUUCUAUAAACUCUAUAGAAACACGGGAAAAUGUUUUCUAUUUCCUUUAGUAAAUAGCCUUUUAAAAACAAUAGAAAAGAUAAAUUUAUUGAUUUUUUUGCUUUCAUUCAAAUAUUAAUUCCACCUUAAUAUACGUUCGUGUAAAGAAUACAACAGACAAAACAACAGACAGCACUUAACAGGCUUAUAAUACAAAGUAUAUAAUUCACUCAACAACGUACAUGCUUGCAUGCAAAGAAAGCACUGUUUUAAAUAGUUAGUGAACGUUUAAACAUGAUUAAAAACUAUAGUAAACAUGAUUAAAAACGUUGCGAGAAAAUAUUUUUUUAAAAAGACAAAGUAAAAUUAAAAUAUCUUACCUUGGUAAACAGUCAAACAGAUACAAUGUGUGCUAUAAUCAUACUUUGUGCUUUAGGUCUUCGCUUUCUAAGCCGUUAGCAAAGUGUUGCCUUUUUUUGUAACUGUUCUUCGGCGUUUCGGGACGUUUUUCAACUUUUUUCAAAAUUAAAUAUUGUUUGUAUUUUGUCUUUUAAACUCCCGCGCAAUCUACGCAACCCGCGUGAAAAUUCCCCGUGUUUCUAUCGAGUUAUAGAAACACGUUUUUUUUAGCUUUUGACCAAUCAGCGCCCGUGUUUUUAAAAGACUAUUUUAUAAAGGUCUUUAGUGUAUAAAAUACUGCUAAUGAAACUUGUUGAUCUCGUUAAUUUUAUUUAUAUUUAUUAUAUUAUUUUUGUCAAAGUCGAACGAUUUUUGGUGAUACAACAUUUCUUAUAAUGACAUGGUUUUUUCUUCCUAGGAAAAGCUGCUAAAAUGGAUGAUUAAAAACAUUCGUUUAACGCCUGGAGCAAAAUAUAAUAUCACUCUGCAGACUUUACCAAAAUCGAGCAGGAAAUCGAAUUCCAUAUUCAAAUUCAUUCGAAUUCCAAAUUUUCCAGGUAUACAUUUUCACGAGUGUCAUAUAUACAGGGUGUAUAAAAAAAACUGAACAGAUUUAAAAUUGCUCUCAAUUUCGCAAAACAGCUAUUUGUAUCCGGUUUUUUAUAUAUAUAGCCUCUUUGGGUACUUAUAAUGUAGAAUAAUGAGAAAAAUUUCUUGAACUCAAAUUUUGUGAACCAGGGGGGUGUGUCUUUUCCAACAAAAUAAAAAUGGCUCGCGCACAAAAUUUAAAAGCUGCAAUCAUAUUUUGAUUUAACAGAUGGAAAAUUUGUCGGGAUUUUAAUUACUGUACAAAAUUUCAGACAAUUUGGUUUAGUUUAAGCUCCUUAACUAUUCACGCAAAGUUACAAUUUUCCCGAAAAAUCAGCUAUUUGCAUGCUUAAUUAAUGCAUUUGCCUAAUUUGCAUAUGUCAGCAAUAUGCAAAUUAGGUAAAGGCAUUAAUUAAGCAUGCAAAAGGCUGACUUUUUAGAACAAAAUGAAUAGUUAAAGGGCUUAAACUAAACCAAAUUGUCUGAAAUUUUGGACAGUAAUUAAAACCCCGACAAAUUUUCAAUCUAUUAACUCAAAAUAUGAUUACAGCUUUUAAAUUUUGUGCGCGAGCCAUUUUUAAUUUGUUGGAGAAGACACACCCCCCUGGUUCACAAAAUUUGAGAAUUUUUUUCCAUUAUUUUACAUUAUAAGUACCCAAAGAAGCUAUAAUUAUAUAUAUAAAACCAGAUACAAAUAGGUGUUUUGCGAAAUUGAGAGCAAUUUCAAAUCUGUUCAGUUUUUUUUUUUAUACACCCUGUAUUAUUAUAUUGUUGACGGUUUAUUGUUGGAAUACGUUUUCUUAAAGCGCAACGCAUUGUAUAAGUUAUCAGAAUGUGGCUUCUUAGAACGACCGAGGAGUGAAUUGAAGAUAGCUCAAUCACACAAGAGUGUUUUUAAAUUAACUUGUUGGCCUAUCAUGCAUGACGUCUUAUAUAUACAUUAGCAUUAACGUUUCCGUCUUUUUGACAGGAAAAUCGACACGUGGGUCGCAUCUUUAAUAAUCUGCGGUUAACAAUGGGACCAUGUGUUUAGUGGGCGCGCUCAUGCAUGUCUUAUGUGGACAUUUCGGGUGGACAAUGUGGACAUUUCCGGCGGAAUUCGCGGAGUAACCCGAAAAUAAUAUGACUUUCAAAGUCCGAAAUUGUAGUGGGUUAAUUAAGAUUCAGAAUAAAUUACGGUUCCCAAUAGGAAUUUCGGCAUGUUUAUGUUUGAAAGUGUAUGAAAAAUAUUGUUCAUGGUUUUUUAAUUUACAUAAUUAGAGGAUUAUAAUCACUGUUAAAUCAGUGAUUAUAAUGCAUUCCAUGUAUCGCAAUGUUUAUUAGAGCACAUUGCAAGGCAGUUUAAAUAUAGCUAAUAUAGAUUGAAUUGAACUACUUAUCUGAUUUAUUUUGUAGACAUGUGUGAAACGAUUGGUCGCAACUGUAGUUGGGAAUUUUGUUGUAAGUUUUUCUCAAUUAAGCAAUCUUGUAUCAAGAAAUUUUAAGAACCUUUGUUGCUUUGGGAGCCUAAUUAGGCAAAGUGCCCUCCCACCUUCCUUCCCCCUCCCUCUUGGCAGGCCUGCAUGCGUAAGAGUACAUCUGUCAAAGCUGUUAAGAAGACUGGAAAGGGUAAUACUGUACCGAUGUUUCAGUAUUAUUUCUUUCUUUACACUAUUAAUACGUGUUUGUUUACGAUAGCAUUUUGGUUUAAUAUCUUGAGUCCGUAUUUCUUCCGAUUUCCUCUCUCUAAAAAAUAGCUCUGACUUCACACCACGCUAUGAUUAUAGGCCGCUAAUAUUAUUACUUCUAACUAUGGACAUAUGAAGACAUAUAUGUGCUUUCUUCGUGUGUUAUUCACUACAGUAUACUUAGUGUGUUAUUCAUAGCAUUAGAACAGUCAUGCGUUAAUUAAGAUUUUUACCUAAACUCAUCGAACAGUUAGUUCAUCGAAUCGUAGAUAAUCAGGGGAGCACGACAGAAUCAGUCUUUCGUUUAACAUCUUUGAAAAAUGAUAAUGAACUUGAUGCGAAACUGCACCACCAAAAAAAUUCAAAUAAAAAUAGAGGGAGUGAAGCUUCUCCGUCGAUGUCAUUAAAUUGAUUACUAGGGAGAGAAGCUUUGGUGCAGCCGUUUAGCCGUUUAAGACUCCGUAGGAUUUUCUGAUCGAUAAUUACAAACUUUAAUCUCAUUAUCGAAAGAUGGUAAUUAGGCAAAUCUACUCUGCUGUGUUCCCUUGUACAAGUUACAAUUCUCAUGAGCUACCAUAUUUUUAUAUUUUUUACCUUCAGUUCCCGUCGAGAAUCUCACAGUUACAAACCAUUCAUCUUCUCCUCUUGUGUCAUGGAAUCCUUCUCCGUUUUACAAAUUCCAACAUGUAUUCGAAGUUAAUUAUACUGAUGAAAAUGGCUCUGACAGCGAUAGAUUUAUAGUGAAGGUAUCUAUUUUAUAACAUCAUAAUCCUUAUUUUUAGCUCCAAAUCUAUUUUAGCUCUCAACAUCUUUAAAAAUUUCGAUAUGUUCGCUAGCUUGAUUCAAACAUAGUACUGAAAAAACGACACAUCUGAUGAGUUCAUUCGCGAAGUAAUCUUUUAAAAAGGUAUCUAAGCCGAGAAAAUCAAAGCUAAAGUUUAAUAUGUAAAUGAACAUGAUUUUUUUAAAAUUAUCACAUAUAAAUUAAUUAUCACCACCGACACGUACGGAGUGAUUUCCUUUGUCUAUUCCUUUUUAUAGCUAAAUAAACAUAUGCGCCACACCGAGUUUACUUUAAUCAUAGCCUAUCAAAGGGAAGAUGGCUGUGAAACUCAUUAGAAUAACAAUAUAACUCAUUGUCUAUGUUAGUCAACGUUUAUUCAUAAAUCUGGUCGUUUCACCGUCACGUGUGUAUUGUAUUUUUACUAAAUCCACCAAUAGCAAUUUCCAGUUUCCCUAUUGUUCGAAUCACGGAUAGGCGAGUUUCCUAAAACAUUGCUAUUGGUCAGUUGGGCAAGAAUACAAUACACACGUGACGGUGAAGGACCAGAUUUAUGAAUAAACGUUGACCAACAUAGAUAAUGAGUUAUAUUGUUAUUCUAAUGAGUUUCACAGCCAUCUUCCCUUCGAUAGGCUAUGCUAGAGCUCUAAAUGAUCGCUUCCAUUUAACUGCAUGGUUUUAUACGAAUUCAGAAAGGUAAUUUUUUCUGGCGAAUUCAGGGCGUGGUUUCCUCUGCUGUCCAAAGUGCCUACCAUUAUUUUUGCCACCCAAAAUCAUAGAUUUCCCGUGACUAAGUAGAAGAAGUAAUAUUUUUUAAUCUUUUAGAAUGGAUCCCAUUUCAGACUUACCAAUCUGAAACACAAAUAUUUUCGUAAAUAUUUUGUGGAGGUAAAGGAGCUAGCUCUGUUUGAUAAUAUAAUGUAUUUCAAUCGAGUUUUCUACACAGUGUUUCCAGAUUUAUAUAUACAGGUUGAUUUUAUAUCUAAAUUACUGAGAGAACACCUUGCCAUAUCUGAAUAGUCGUUAUUUUUGUUUCACCAAGGUACGACCGAUCUUCGCGAAAGGUGCUGAUUCAAAUAGAAUUUAUGGAAAAAGAAGCAUAAAAUUGAUGUUCUACACUGCCUAUCCACCGACACCAACACCAACUAAAAAAGGUGGUAAAUUCCAUAAAAAUCGUGAUGUUUAUUUCAAUUCAUAAUUACACACAUCGUACUUAUAUUGGAGCUUUCGAAAUAACUCUUCGACCGAUGGUUCAUAUCAUAUCAUAUCAUAUCAUAUCAUAUCAUAUCAUCAGUAUCAUAUCAUAUAAUUUAUUAACAACCAAUUUUACACUUAGAACUGAAUUACACUGGUUUUGCAACUGCAAGAUAUACUAAGUACUGUUUAAUAAACGAGCAGGAGUGUUUUAUUAGGUUUAAGCCACAAGCGCUGCGCGCUCGUGGCUUUAUAGACCUAACAAGACGCCUGCUCAGGCGUUCACACUGGCCUCGCGGUUGAUAAAAUACCGUCGCAAUACUCUAAAAAAUAAUGUAGAUGUUCUUCACUUCUUGACGGCCGUCACUUCAUGAUCACAAACAUUCAAAACCAAUAGAGUUCAGCGAUGUCAUAUCGAAAAACACAGAAAAGUUCAAGCGCAUGCGCAAUGAAAUAUAAUAAAAUACGUCCCACAAUUACAGCGUCUAAGAUUUGUAACGUAGUUAAACACGAAAGUCGUUCGAAUCAACAUUGUGUAGAAUUGGUCCUAAUAAUCGUCGUGAGCAUGUUUUAGAUAAAUUGCGCAAUCCUGAGCCCACGAUGCCGCAAUGGAAAGUCACACUUGCGACAACCGAAAAAGACAGCAUUUUCAAGCAAGGGCAAAUUAUGACACUGGCUGCGGCCAGUGUAAUAAAACACGACCUGCGAGUUUAUUAACGGCUUCAAACACGACUACAAAUUCAAUAGAUACUGCCUUAUUACUAUUCUUUAUAUAAAGAAUACUAAUGAGGACACGACUACAAUAGAUACUGCCUUGUUAGUAUUCUUUAUAUAAAGAAUACUAAUUAUGAGUGUUUUAUCAGGUUUAAAGCCACUGCACGUGACAUAUUAUGGUUGACAUGAUUUGCCAAUACGCUUAUGAAUUAUUAAUGAGUGUUUGAAAUAACUAAUAAUACGUAGUAACAUAUGAUUUAAGAAUAUUAAAAGUAGAAGUUACUUGGUUUUACAACUAUAAAGUACUGUAUAACUAGAGUAAUGUAUAAUACGAUUUAAGAAUAUUAGAAGUUGAGAGUUAAAAAUGGUUCGUGUCGUAUAAUGUUGCUACGGGCGUGUUACAUUUUAAACAUUUAAAAAAAAACUGAACACUAAAAAUCGGUUUAUUUCCCCUUACAUUUAGAUGAUCCUUCUAAUAAGUUAAAGAUUAUAAUAUUUGUGUGUGUUGCUACUGUGUGUUUGGGUAUCGUGUUCUCGUUGCUUGCGUAUCUUCGGUGUAAGUAUACCUGUACUAACUUAUAACAUGUACGUUCUUCUUAUUGGUUUUCUAAAGUAAUUGCCAGUGUUUAUGACUCUUUCCUUACUAUGAUUAUUCAAUAUAUAGUUGUCAUAAUCAGCUAAUUACAAGGCUUGUUCAUAUAGAUCAUAGGUCAACCUCUGAUGAUGAAGCUUCCAGAACUUCUGAAGAAAGACUGAUACCAGGUAUGUAUAGUCUUUUUGCAAUAUUAGUGACUUUUCAACUAUAUAUUUUUGAAAUUGCGUUUGACUUUUUUAGAUUUAGUACUUUUUAUCGUAAUUUAGCACGUAAUGUUUAAGUUGGUGUAGCGACAUUUUGUUGAUAUCACUUCCCGGAUGCGCAAUUAAAUUAUUUGAAAUUUUACUCAAAAUCGAAUCUGCUCACGCGUGCACGUUUUGGGCAGUUUUUGUAGGAUAGAUUAUAAUUCAAUCACCAUAUAUAUUCGCUCGUUAUGCAUUCAGCUAUGCCUUAAUUCCGAGGUGAAAUUGAGCAUGCACAUGAAUAACUCCUUUUUAUUUUUCAACAUUUCAUGCUUGAUCUGAGCGAUUUCUGUUCGCGGUUUGAUAAUUUUCCCGCACGGCCCUCGCUCAGUAAGUUCUUUUAUUUAAUUUCAAUAUAUUUUUAAAUUUUGAAUAUUAGGAGACUAAUGACUCAAAACUAAUGAUUUUGGUUCAUUUUCUUGCACGAUACUAUUUUUGACCUUCAAAAUAGAUUUAUUCUUAGUUUUUAGGUUGACACAACCUUAUUUUGCUCGCAAUUUUACUGGAAAGACACAUAUAAUUAUUCAAGAAGUCGCCCGAGCUCAAUUUUAUCGCCUUCUUCGAAACCCUUCAGAACAUUUUGAUAUCAGAUCAACUUCAGUCAGUUGACGCAUGCGCCGACGUUUUUCUGCGGUGCUAUAUGAGUAAGAAAUUAUCAUAUACUAGGAUCAACUUCGAUGCUCUAAUCUAUACCAAUUAACAUCUAAUUUUUCAUUUGAUUUCCUUGUGUAGAUCAACCCAAAAAUGUGUUACUUGUUCACGACUGGCAUUGUAAAUCGUGUAAUGAUGCCACGCAUUCACUUGCCAAUGUUUUUGGGGGAACAGGACAUAUCAAAUGUUCUCUUGAUUUGUGUUCAACAAAAGAGAUUGCAGUAGCUGGAAUGGGGUGGUACGAAGAGCGAUUAAAAAAUUGUGAAAAAAUUGUUGUUGUUUGUACAAAGGAAUCGAAGAAAACUUAUUACGAGAAUAUUGAUGGCCAAGGUAUGCUCGAUAAAAUUAAGCACAUUAUAAUAUUAUUAACUGCGUGUAUACGCCAUGAAACGAUACUCGAAUUAAUGGAUAAAUAUAACAGUAUAUCUUGAUCAGUCUAUUUUAUUCUUCAUGGUUCUCUGAUCAGAUCUGAUAUCUUUCGGGUCCGUUUUACCAUAGUUUAUUAAUAGAAUAGAUGGUUUUCAUGGAAGCUCAUUAGAAUAACGCUAAUACUUAUGAUCUACAAGGGCGUCAAUCUAUCCCAAAAAGUGUGUGGGGGGGGGGGACGGACUCCAAACUAGGAAGGUCCGGAGGUAUGCUACCCAAAUUUUUUUCUUCUAAAUUUUGGUAACUGAAACGGAAUUUCCAGCGUUUUGGAGGCACUUAUAAAGUUAUAUUACAAUGUGCAUAAUCUUAAAUCCAUGUUUAACCAUGUGAGAAAUCCGCUAAAAACCAACAUGCCUGCCCUAGCCUGUGAAAAGACGUUAAUCUUGACGAAGCCUAACAUGUCCUCACCAUUAUUUUAAUGCUAAUAAUCUAUUAAAUUAACAACCAUUUGCCUAAUUAUUUUGAUGAUAAUCAUCUAUGUAAGGGAAAAUCAGUUAAAACACAAUUAUUUUUAAGUAUUUACAAUUUUACAUAACAUAUGCGAUGUCAGUAUUUGCUCCCAGCGACUACAGCAAGAUCAUACGUUGUACUUCUCAGUAUUAAAUGUCUCCCUUUCAAUCACAAUUUUUGAUGAAUACCAUACCAUGCAUUAGGUUUUUAGAUAACAAGAAACAAAAUUUCAUUAAAUACGUCAAAAAGUGGGGAAUAAUUAGAUAUUCGUCCCCCCCCCCAACUCCGCAAGCUGGGGGGAUGCGUCCCCCCAUCCCCCCCCCAGGAUUGACGCCCAUGAUGAUCUAUGUUAGUCAACGUUUAUUCAUAAAUCUGGUCCUUCACUGACGUCACGUGCGUAUUGUAUUUUUGCCGAACUAACCAAUAGCAAUGUCUUACGAAAGUCCGUGAAGCAUUCAAGUGGUUGUGUUCAUGAUGUGUAUUUUAUGCAUGUGUGUAUUUAUGUACGUAUUUCGCUGCUUCGAGGUUUGCACCUUGUAUGGGACUUCGCGUCCCGUUUACCCUUAUUCCAUUUGAGUGCAUAUUAAUUAUACAUAAUAUAUAUAUUAAUUAUAUAUAAUUAUAUAUAAUGUUAAUGUUUUGUUCUCAAUAAAUAUAUUUGAAAAAAAAAGAAAAAAAGUUACCUAUGUCCGUGACUCGAAAAAUAGGAUAAACUAACCAAUAACAAUUUUUUAGGAAAGUUACUUAUCCGUGACUCGAACAAUAGGGUAAAUUGGAAAUUGCUAUUGGUGGAUUUGGAAAACAUAUAAUACACACGUGACGGUCUAUAUUUAUGAAUAAACGUUGACUAACAUGGAUAAUGAGUUUUAUCGCCUCCCUGCAUCUAUUAACCACCAUCGGCAAACUGUUUGUUAGGUUGAAGCUCGGUUUUCUGUGCUGCGCGAUGGCAAGACCAGUCAAAACCUUUAUGAAUUAUGGCAUAAUUAUGGCUAUGUGCCAGGUUGUUAGCACAUAGCCGUAUCUAUAUAUUAACUUCAACAUAUAGCGUCCAAAAACGGGGAGGAGGGUGGGUAAAUCUCUUUCGUCCAAUUUCUUGAUUGCAGCCCUCGUGAAACAUUGCAGCCCUCGUGGAAUAAGAAAGGAAAGAUGGCCGGCUUCACCACUUAUAUAUACCGAACCUAUACGUACAAUUCGAAUCACGUCAGUAUACUUAAAUUAACUUGCGCGUGCAAAUAACCUAUUUCACAUAAUUAAUUUCAACGAUAGACUAUUCCAGGAAGCAAUAAAAACUCUGAUCGCUGUGGCAAUAAGUUCGUAUAUUGUUAUUCUAAUGAGUUUCAUGCAAACCAUCCAUUCUAUUAACUAUCGUUUUACCCAAUUUAUCCUUUUUAUUCUUAGUUCUGCUGUUUCUGUUUUUUUUAUCGAAUCUACCCUUAUACCCUCCCUCUUUAACCCGCAUCAUUGUUGCAUGAUAUUGCUCGAAUGAAGGUUUUAUCCAUCUGAUGAAUCAGCCAGAUAUCACUACGAAAAUGGAAACCCCGCUUAUUGGCAUUAGCGAAAAACCAGGCUUACAAGCUGCCUGAAACUUGCAAAAAAUACUGAAUGCGAUGUAUUUCUUUUCUAUGUUUAACUAUAGGUUCAAAUACCAACAUGUGCAAGUCAGCAUUUCGGUUUGUACUUAAAAUGAUUCUUGGUCAAAUGUCGAGUGGUAACGACAAUGCUAUUCAAGUUUUUCCUGUGUGUUUUGACCACUCGUCUAACGAAGAUAUUCCAAACUUCUUAAGGGAUAGACGAUAUUACUCGCUACCGUCAGACAUAAAUCCGUUAUUGUUGUCUCUUUCUGGCUUGAAUGCGAGACAGAUAGGCGAUAUGGCAGAAUACAGGUUUGAAGAUAGUAUUGAAUUACAGAGAAAGACUAGUCAAUGGAAAAAUGCGAUUCAAAAGGUUGAAAAAAGUCAUGGAAGGGCCCAAGCAGGUUCACUGGUGAGUAUGCGCAUUUUUAAUUAUUAAUAUAUACAGUUUUGCGGGAUAUAUAUGUUUUGGCCUUAUAUUCUGAUAAUAGAUAGCAUAUAGGCAAGGAACGUUAUUCACGCAAACGCCGACGACAAUCGAUGGCGAACGCAGCUCAUUUUGAACUGUUGGCGAACGUGAAAGUAGGCUACAUUGACUCCUUCGUUAGCAUAAAGAACUGCCGACGCCAUUAUUAACGGUUAAUUUAUGUACCCAUGGAUGACGCUUUGGUUGUGAAAAACGUCGCUUGCCUAAAGGCGGUUUUCCACUAGGCGACAUUUUUCGACCGAAUCGAAAUUUUCCUUUGUCUUACAAGCACUCAUUUGGAACUAAUCAGAAAUCUUUUGAAUUUGAACAAUAGAAAUUUCGGUUCGAUCGAAAAAUUUCGCCUAGUGGAAAACCGCCUUAAGCUCUCUAAUUGCCAAACUGUUCCCUUGCACCCAUAUCUCGUUGUCCGUUUUUCCUCACGUAACCUUUAGAAAUGCUAUAGUUAGUUUAAAAAAACCCUUUUGCUAUAUCUCAUUCUGAUUUCGUCCUGUUACUUAUAUGCUGAUAUUUUGCACGCUGUAUUGUACUCAUGCAAGUGAGCCUUUCAGUAUACCAAAUAUAACAAAAAUUCUGUAAUGCCAAAAAAAUUUUAUCGCAGAAGACGACAUUUUAACGGUUUUUGAAAAAAAUGAAAAAUACAGAUUUUUUAAAGUUUGUUUAUUUUUAGUGCACAAGAAAGUUCGAGUCACCGUCCUAUUUUUCCAACUACAAAAAGCAACAAGCUAUUUUAAAGUGAAUUUAGUACGCGUGUGUUGCCAUAGCAACGACUCGUGUGUUACUAAAACUGCCAUAAUUUGAAAGAAGAUUGAAAUAUUUAAAUACAUGAACUGCUACAUAAAACCUAAAAAUACGAUGUUCAAACUGUCAUAUACAGUAAAGCGCAAAUAAUGGUUGAACAGUUCAAUACUUUGGCAUGCAUAUAUACAGUAUAUUUAAUGCUUCCAGUGUCAACUGCAAUUUAUUCUGAGCAGAACGCGUCACUUUGAUAUGCGACCCACAGACAAAUAGGUAUUAUUAUAGAAAAGGUUAGGUGCAUACGAAUUCGUAUAGCUAUAUAUAUAUAUUCACCGCUUAAUAUUUCUCUGAUCUUGUCGACAACAAUGUGUAUAAUUUUUUUGGAAUAUUUACCAAAUUAAUUUAUAUAUUAAGAAUUAAUUAAUAUUUGUAGAUAAAUUUCGCGAGGUCAUUAUCUUCCUCAUCUGCAGAUGACCCUUGCAGGUAGGUAAUAAUUUAUUUCAUCAUUCAAUUGGCUUGAAAACGUUGAAUCCAACAUUUUUGCACUAUACAUUUUUGCACUACAUUUUUGCCCUAUUAUCCAACAAGCUGUCAAAUAAUGUUUUAUACUAUUGUUUUCGAAAAUAUUCUAUAAGCAAGUAUUUUUAAUUUGAAUAAAUCAAAUUAUCAGAAGAUUCAGUACGAAAAAUAUAAGCAGAAAAUAUUUUAAUAUUAAUGUUGCACGAUUUUUGGCAAACAUUAGAGAGUUUAAGCUUCGCGUUAUACGUCAAACGGCAAACUACAGGCAAAGAAAAAUUUUAGGGUAUCAGGUAAUAAUUAAAGAGUAAAUGAGGCUUGCUGUUUUAUAACUGCAAUGUAUCGUUAUUCUUUUGGCACAAGAAAGAAAAUAUGAAACGAAAACGUUCAACGAAAAUUUUGCCAAGAAAGUUCGAACCUGCCGUUUGCCGUUCCCGGAAACGUGAAGCUUAAACUCCCUAUUGUUCUGUCCGUUUGGACGGGCAUUAGAGACAUUUUCUCGAAUUUGGCCAUGUUGCAGAAUCUCACUCCCUUAAACUGAACAAGAUUCAUAUUUGCAAAUGAUGAAGCAAUCGCGGUAAUGUUUUGGAACCAAAAGAAAAUGGAAAAGUUAUUUGCGUAUACGUAGAAAGAUAAAUAAAAGCUCUUCAUUUUCGUUAAACUGCAUGACGAAGACGGAUCAUCCUCUUAGAUCUAAUAUAGAAUAUUGAUUUUAUAGGUAUAACUUUAGCUAAACUAAUGCUGUGUAUAGACAGGUUAUUUUCAUUUUUUGAUUUUGAUUAACGAUCAAUUUAUUUUUCCAGAGUUUGAUCGAUGAUGCUGAAGCAAACUUUUACAUCUUCACUGUUUUACUUAGUGCUACUAACCGAAAAGACGGAAAAACAAAAACAUCUAAACAAAACAACAUGUCAUCUACUGACCACCAAAACAAAAUGAUUUAAAAUUAACUUGUUAUGGAAGAAAACAGUAGGUACAAUAAUCAGGCAUACAGUAGAGGACAAAAAUGAAUGAAGUCACCACAUAGGGGAUAAUUCCAUUCUGCCUUCAUCUUGUGUCUUUAAAUUUAAGGCUGGUAACUACAUUUCUGUAUGUGUCCCCAAAUCUCUUGUAAGCUCCUGCAUGCCAACACGUUUUUCUUCGAUUUUCCUAUUAAACCCCUAUAUUGUUAAAAACGUGAAAUUGCAGGUUCAUUUAUAGAAAAAAUAACUUAUAUGAGUAUUAGAAAUAGCAGUCAUUAGAAAGCUUACAAAAAAUUUCAUAAUGAAACGGUUACCUUGAUUUUUCAGAGUUAUGAGCUUUUGAAAACAUGUUUCCAGACUAGUGCCCAGGAUAGUCUAUUUUUCACACUUUGGAACAGCAAUAACUCGUUUAAAUGGCUUAUAUGUAGUGUUUUGUAAGCUUUCUAAUGCUACAAGUUACUUUUUCUAUAAAUGAAUCUGAAAUUUCACGUUUUUUAACAAUACAGGAGUUUAGUACGAAAAUCGAAGAAAUUGAAAAACGUGUUGGCAGGUGCCCACAAGGCAUUUGAACGAUGUCAACAUACAGAAAUGUACAAGUUACUAGCCUUAAAGGCACAGUAUGAGGGCAAACUAAAAUUUCCCUUGCUCGGGUGAGUUUUCGCCUCCUACCUGCCUGACUAUACAUGACAGUCCAUGAUAGUAUAGUUGUUAUUUCACAUACACAUUUAGUAUAAUUACAUAGGUGAUUAUUGAAAAUUCUCCACGCUGAUUGGUUGCCGUUAAGGUGAUUAUAACGCGAUAAUCACAUGACGAAAAAAUUUUUUUUCUUCCAAAUAAUCACCUAUGGAAUUAUACUGUUAACAUUAUUCACCUCAGGCUCGGUGAUUAUCGUGAAUAAAAACCUCGACUUCGUCUCGGUUUUUAUUCAGUGGUAAUUACCUCGCCUUCGGCGAACAAUUGUUAAAUAACAUGCAUAGCAUGCAUAAUUUAUUCAUUCAUUCAUUCGUUCAUUCAUUCGUUGCUACAGAGGCGUAGCCACGCGGGGGUUGGGGGUUGAGGUGGGGCAUGACCUCUUAAUGUUUUCAUCUAUGACAUAAAAUGUACCAAACCUGUGUUUUUUUUAUUACCAUAAAACGUAUGAACUAGCGUUCCGUAUACCCUAAAAGCAGAACUAUUUUUCAGGGGACCAAUGCCCCUGGACGACACCCCUUGGCUACGGCCCUGUCUAUAUGUUAUUGACUGAGCUUGUUCGGUCCGGACUGGAGGGUAUGUAUGUCUUGUACAUAGAACUGGUGAGGUCUAUGAUGAUACGAACAAGAAUAGAACGAGCGUAAUAUUCUACUGCUCUGUCCGAACAAUCUCAGUCAAUAAGUUAAUAUUUAUUAUAUGGCUAAAGAAAGACCAGUCUUGUGUAUAUACAACUUAAUGUUACAUUAAUUAUUUAUAGUUUUAUUUACUGGAAAAAGAGUAGUUUAAGUUUUUUUCCGUAUUAAAGUGGUUUAUCUUAGCGGUUAGUGCAAUUUACCGACCGCUCAGGAACCAACCAAGAUGUUGCAUUUCAUUGCAGAUAGCGACGUGUUUUAUUAACUAGUCCUUAUCAUUUAUAAUCACAGCAACUUAUGACCAAGCUAUAGUCCAGUUUCGAGUGCAAUUUGGAUCCAGAAAAUGAUUUUGCAUUAAAGAUGCUGUAAAGUCCGUUCUGCGCAUAUAUUCUGCGCAUCAACACAUUCCAUCAGUGGGGGAGCAACCUUUGGAAUGUUGUUAAUAUUUCGCACCUUCCGAACUUUCUUGAAUUGAAUCUCUAGUCUGCAUUCAUUUACAAACAUAGCGAACCGGAAGAGUGUUAAAAAUUCAGUAUAAUAUAUAUCUAAUCAUAUUUUACAACUGUAGCACUGAGUUCAAAAUGUAAACAAAGCGUUUGUUUACAUUACGGACUUUACAUCACCUUUAAUGCAAAGUGAUUUAAUUCAGUUUGGGAGCUUUCCAUUAAACCUUAUUGGAGGAGUGAUUAUCGUUUCAAAUUGCACAAAACUAAACUAACGAGUACUGCAUGGCUAUAUUUUCAUUGACAAAGAAGUAAAUCGAUAUAAACAGCUAGAUUGUCUAUAGGAGUAUGUAUAGAUGAAGUAAGUUUGGUAUAAAAGACCAAACAACAAUAUUUGUAUUUUUUAAUUAAUUAAAAAAAUGUUUAUAU
Messenger RNA from Paramuricea clavata, 29634 nucleotides. The record is from the annotation of a GenBank genome assembly. NCBI's taxonomy places the organism in Eukaryota, Metazoa, Cnidaria, Anthozoa, Malacalcyonacea, Plexauridae.